UGCGUUGGCUGGUGCAGACGAUGAUUUGAAGCGAGGUGUCGACAGGGAUUUGUGUUGCCUCAGCACUGUGACCAUGGCAGGCCUGAAUGAGGGCUUAGAAUCUGGAAGCAACUGGACAGAUCAAGACUUAAACAAAUUUGGAAUUCAGUAUCAUAUAACAGUCACAGAGCCUUCCGGCAUUUUCGAGAAGAUCAAACCAUACACAAUCGGCACCCGGAUCUCACUAAAUGACCUUGCUGUCCAAAAGCUGACGGAGUACACUACUAUGCUUCAGGAGAAUUUCACUGAUGCUUUCGUAUUGGAUGUCAACUCGUUUGAACUCAUUGAAAUGAUUGAUGCUUGUAAUGAGAUGCGUGGUACAUGUCGUGGCUCUGGAGAUCUGAAGACCAAAUAUGCUGCGGGCGAAAUAGAAGCAAAAUGGAAAGAGAUACACAAAAACGUUAGGCUGAAUAUUGCUGGGGCGAAGUCACAACUUCUGACCGCAAGAUUAAAAGCUGUCAGUAAGUCUUGGGAUCCCACCUUUGUUAUGAUUGACACCUUCCUGACCAAAGUGAAUAAAGUCCUGAGAAAGGCAUCACCCAGUAACUUAGAAGUGAAUGAGGGGACAUUCGUAGAUCUUUUCCAGCAUUUUGCUAGAAUCUUUCUAGUUGAAUUCAUUCCAGCCAUGGUAAAGCGGAGUUUGAUGAUGGGUGGAAUGGAGGUAACAUCCAUUAAUGAUCUCCGCUAUGAUUAUGAAGAUCAUGAAUCUUAUGACAGGUGUGAGGAUGCCCCAACAAUAGUUGUCACAGUUGCGGAGGUAUUGUUUGUUUCGAUCACCCGCACACGGGAGACAAAAUGUCAUGGUCACGUCACAGGUCACAUCAAAAACAAGGGGUAA
This is a messenger RNA of Lineus longissimus, 877 nucleotides long. RefSeq lists its product as uncharacterized. The coding region runs from base 74 to 877 and encodes 267 amino acids. The transcript is spliced from 5 exons. Lineage: Eukaryota; Metazoa; Nemertea; Pilidiophora; Heteronemertea; Lineidae. The record is from RefSeq and is a predicted model, not a curated record.